This is a messenger RNA of Peronospora matthiolae, 960 nucleotides long. The record is from the annotation of a GenBank genome assembly. NCBI's taxonomy places the organism in Eukaryota, Oomycota, Peronosporomycetes, Peronosporales, Peronosporaceae.
AUGGAUCUGAUGAUUGGAUUCUAUGAGAUCCUCAUGCGUAAACGGGACAUCCCGUACACAGCAGUGAGCACCCCCAGUGGUAUGCACUGGGAGUGUCUAGUGAUGCCACAGGCGCUAAGUAACGCCCCUGCAACGUUCAACAGAUGUGUUACGAAGCUGUUGCGACCGGUGCGCGAUUUCGCACCGAGUUACUUCGACGAUGUCUUCGUCCAAAGCCGGGAUAUGGAUGGAAAGACGUACGUGGAGAUUCAUGGAAUCCACGUCCGGAAGGUUCUUACACUAAUGCGAGAGCAUAAGUUGUUAGCGAACCUCAAGAAGUAUAUAUUCGCAGCGAAGGAGAAACCACUUCUUGGCUGCAUCGUGGGUAAAAACGGUGUACGCCCUAAUCCGGAAAAGAUCAAGGCGAUUAGCGACUUGCCUGUGCCAUUCGACGUCAAGGAACUUCGAAAUUUCCUUAUCUUGGCAGCGUAUUUGCACAAAUACUCGCUCAACUAUGCCGAGAGGACCGUAGAUCUCUUUCGUCUACUAAAGAAAAACGAGAGGUGGUCAUGGAGCGCUGAGUGUCCGCAAUCUUUUGGAGUCAUCAAGAAAGGCUUGGUGCAAUCGCCUGUGUUGGCGAUUGCAGACCAGGACAGACAAUUCCAUGUGGUCUGUGACACCAGAAAUUUUGCAAUUAGCUGCGCGUUAAUGCAGUACGACUCAGACGGAGUUAAGCGCGUCGUCUGUUAUCAAUCGCGUCAGCUGCUAGCAGCUGAGCAAAAUCAUCCGGUGCAUGACAAGGAACCCAUUGCCCUGAAAUAUGCACUGGCUAAUUUUCGGGUAUAUCUCUUAGGAGAUAGGCCCUUCAUCGUUUAUAUCGACCAUGCGUCGUUACAUACGGCCGUAAACAGUCCACACCUCUCGCAACGAAUGGCGAGGUGGCUGUCUUUCUUCGCGGAGUACAACCUCUUCGUCGAGUAA